AUGGCGGACUGCCCUGCUGGGCGCGUGCUCCUACGUGCGCUGGGGCGGCAGCUGGACGUGCAGGUGGAGGAGUCGGUGAUGCGGGCGGAGGCCGAGGCCUUCGUCCCGCGCCGGAGCGGCAGUGGCGUCGGCGGCGCCGCGGCAUGCCGCCCGGCGGCGGCUACGGAGUCGGGAGGCUGGCAGGUGCCGAGGCGCGUGGCUCGUGCGCGGCCCCCGCAGCCUCGCCUGGAGUGCAAGAGGCGCCCCGGCCCUUUCUCGGCCCUGGAGGAGUGCGGGGACGACGACGGCGACGACCCCGAGGAUAAGGAGCUGGAGGGUGUCGACAAGGGCCUCGCCGGUGAGGUGGUCGACAACCCCGAGGAGCAGGGCCUCGGGGAGCAGCAGGCGCGGGAGCAGGGCUUCGAGGAGUUCAGCUACGGCGGCAACGCGGCCUGCCUGGGGCGCAGCCUCGAGGAGCGGCAGCAGGACUUCGAGGAGUCCUGCAACACGGAGGUUGACCCUCCCGAGGAUCUCGACAAGGGCUUCGACGGCGAGGUGGUCGGGAACUUCGAGGAGGACCCCGAGGAGCAGGGCCUCGGGGAUAUGGAGCGGGAGCAGGGCUUCGAGGAGUUCUGCAAAGGUGUGAAGGAGGCCUGCCAGGGGCUCAGCCUUGAGGAGCAGCAGCAGGGCUUCGAGGAGUUCUGCCGCAGCAUGGAGGCGGAGUUCUACGAGGGCGGCAUCAAGGCGCAGGACUUCGCGGAGUUCUGCAACUGUGUGCGGAAGCGCUUCGAGGAGCGUUACUGCUUUCAGGGGGUCUGGGGGAAGAUCGAGGCCGAAACCGAGCUGCAGCGGCUGCUGGAUAAGCUCGGGGGCAUCGUCUGGGAGAAGGAGCACCCCGUUGAGGAAGAGGACCAGCGCUUCGAGGAGCAGCAGGUCGACGAUGAGGUUGAGGACGUCGCGGAGGGCCUCGAGGAGCCGAGCUUCGAGGAGCUGCGGGCCCUGGAGGGCCAGGAGGCCGCUAUCGGGAAGCAGGACUUCGCGGACUUCUGCUUCGUCGCGCGGGCUGCCUUCGACGAGAAAGGUUUCGGAGCGCUGGCCAAAGCCGAGUGCCUGCAGCUGCUCGCGGAGCUCGGUGCUAGGCUCCUGCCUGCCGCCGCCCCUGAGGCCAGCUCGGCCGCGGGUAGCGGCCCGAGCGAUCCUGAUUCUGAGGCAGGCCCUGCAGGCUAG
Molecule: messenger RNA, 1206 nt
Organism: Prorocentrum cordatum
Lineage: Eukaryota; Dinophyceae; Prorocentrales; Prorocentraceae
Source: the annotation of a GenBank genome assembly